Molecule: messenger RNA, 4073 nt
Organism: Eleginops maclovinus (Patagonian blennie)
Lineage: Eukaryota; Metazoa; Chordata; Actinopteri; Perciformes; Eleginopidae
Product: zinc finger and BTB domain-containing protein 26-like
Exons: 3
Coding region: 164-1630 (488 amino acids)
Biological process (GO): regulation of transcription by RNA polymerase II
Cellular component (GO): nucleus
Molecular function (GO): DNA-binding transcription factor activity, RNA polymerase II-specific; protein binding
Source: RefSeq, a predicted model, not a curated record
AGCGCUUUCUGAACCCUUUCCUGAACCGCCCCCUCCUCCAUUCUUCUCCGAGUAGUAAAGGUGCACAGUGAGGCAGGUGGCGUCCGUGUCCGGCUUGGGGUUGAGUCCAGAGGCUGGGUCGAUUUCAGGGAAGUGGCCAUUGAGAUGUGCUGUGGGACCAGAGAUGGGUGGAUCCAUGUCUGUCAGCAGGAUACAGGCCUUGUGCUGUAUAAAACAAACAUCCACCUGUCAGGGGACAAAGGGACAAGACAGAGAAAAAGCACAGAUCGUCAUGUCAAGCUCCACUGACACCCUACGGUUUUGCUUCCCCACGCACGGUGACUCGAUCCUCAGCAAAAUUAACUCUCUAAGAGAGGAACAACGCUUCUGUGAUAUCACACUCCUCCUCGGCCAUCCACAAGGCGCCACUGUCCAGCCUCUCCCCUUCCACGGUCACAGAGCUGUGCUGGCUGCCUCCUCAGACUUCUUACGUGACCAAUUCCUGCUCCAAGAAGGCCUGGCAGAGCUAAGUUUGGGUGUGGUGUCCAGUGUGGAGGUUGGCAAGAGGCUUCUGCUGUCCUGCUACACCGGGUUAUUAGAGGUCCCUGUGAGAGAGCUGGUGAGCUACCUAACUGCUGCCAGUGCGCUCCAGAUGAGCCAGGUGGUGGAGAAGUGCGCUCAGGCCAUCUCCCAGUACCUCAGUCCCACACUUGCUUUCUUGGAACUCGAGAGACGCACAGAGGAGAAAGAAAUCCUGCUGCCAGACAGUGAUUUGCCAAAUAACAGCUUUAAAAAAAAUCAUGAUGAAAGAGAUGCUGCAGAGGAAGGAUGGGUCCCUGUAAAUCUGUCAAAUCCUCAGUUCAGCCAAGAAGUCGAGGGCAGACCGAUGGAGGUCGGAGAGCAAAGGGUGGUUCGAGCCAAAAUAGAUUCAUCUGAAAAUGAAACAUGCUGUAUUAAUACCCUGGAGUCGGAGAAAGGCGGAUACAUCCCUGUUUACUCAAACAAGCCCUCCUAUCAAGACCACCAGGUUACAAGUCCUACAAUGAUUCAAAGUAAUAUAUCAUCCACGUCUGGAGGAAGUUAUAUUAAAAAAGAAGAAUUGGUUGAAACUUCCCAAAACCAAGAUGAAGCAGAGGGAGAGAAAAGAGAAGAGGAGGAAAUGCUUUUGAUGGCAGCUCAACUGCAAGUUUGUGGAGAGCUGAGGGACUCUGGAGCACAUCUGCCAAAGAGUCAAGGUCCUGAAGACGAGCUAACAGAAGAUUCAGACGGCAUUCUGAUCCAGAGGCCGUACCUGUGCAGGAGGUGUGACAGAGUCUUCCAGCACCCGGAGAGCUACGUGGUCCACCUGAAGGAGCAUAAACAGUACUGGUGUUUGGUGUGUGGGAAAGGCUUCUCCCAGAGGAGUAAUCUGACCCGCCACACACACGUUCACACUGGGUUCAAGCCGUUUCGAUGCCCCCUGUGUCACGAGACAUUUUCCCAGAGGGCCACGCUGCAAGACCACCUCAAUCUGCACACAGGGGAUAAACCCCACAAGUGUAGAUACUGUGCUGUGCACUUUGCUCAGAAGCUAGGCCUCAGGCGCCACCUGAAGGACAUCCAUGGUAAGAGUAGCCUGCAAAACAUGCUUGAGGAGGCUGUGGGCUGUUGAAAAAGAAACAGUUUUAGCACAAAUGUUUGUCUUUAUAGUGGUUUGAUUCCAUAUAAAGAAAAUAUUUACAACUACAAAAGGCAUGAUUUUGCUUUAAAUAUAAGUUUUAGUACAAAUGAUCUCGCUCUGCUCCACCAGUGUGUUCAAUCCCACUGACUGCGAUGUAACAUUUGGUCUUUUCAAGAUUGGUUAUUAGGAAAUUUGAUUGUAGUUAUGUUCUUUAAAGUACAAGUUUGACGCUUCUUAAUUUUGUAACAAAUUAAAUGAAUCAUUAUUAUCAUCAGGCUGAUGAAAAGAAGCGAGGGUCCUUAUGUGCCCUCUACAGCGAUUCUAAUCUCUGCCGGUACAAAAUAUUAAAUGAAGUACUUCAGCAUGUAAUCUACAAAUUUCAUUAUGCUUAAUCAUCUGCUAUGUAUAAUAAGCAAUGCAAUCUCAUUCACGGUUCGAUUUUUCCAUUGCCUUCAUAGUGCUCCUCUGUUGCAUCUACAAAAAACGAUUAUGCAUUACCAAGAAGAUAAGCAUGAAUUAACUAUGUAAGCAAUAGGAGAGAUAAUAUUAUGACUGAAAAUGUAAUUACACAUUGAACACUUGUGCAUGUAAAGUCUGGAGACAAUGGUUCACUUAAUGAAAUAAAUUAAAAACAUUUAAACCUUUGAAAGACUGUUACUCAGUCAGUUUGCUGACAGGAUAAACACUGUAUGCAGCCUGUUUCAAAUUGAGGCUAUAGGUUUCACAGACAGCCAAUGGUUCUCCAUUUGACCCGACUGAAAUUAAUCACAGAUCGCUGAGCAUUACAUUUUAAGCGAGUGGUUUCUCCCGCAUGGCAGAGAGGGUUUCCUGUCUCGCUCCAUAGUUUCCCUUCGCAGCUACCUCUUUCUCCAUCGGCCCAGAUAUGCACCAUCUCAGUGAAUGGAACAGUAGUUGUUUCCUUUCCUCAGGGCAUCUGAGGCGCCGCUGGCUUGAUGUGUAAGUAUGUGCGUAGACAAAUGAUUAACACAUGGUGUAUUCAAUGCAGAAAGUAAUGUGACUUUUUGUGUGUGUGAUUAAGCAAGAGAAAAUACAGAAAUAAAGACCAAAUUUACCAAAGCAUGUGUUUCCCCUAGCAUUAAAAUAUAGCUUCCUCCAGUUUGCACAAAAUACAGUAAUGUUUUGAGCAAACUACAGUCAUCCAACUUUCUCAAAUGUAGACAUUUACCAUUUUUUAUGUGAGUCAAUGUCAUCAAAGUUGAAUCAACCAGACAAAGUACUUAAUCUGACAUGGUCCAUGCACACACAGUCACUGUGGAAUUUGGAGCACCUCCAUUAUGAAUGAGUGAGAGAGGUAUAAAAUAGCAGUGAUAGAUACAGAGACAGCGAGGAAAAGAACGAUUAAAGGUGUAAGGAUAUUGAAAAGAACCAUUUUGUUUCAUCUUAAAAUUAAAACGAUUAAGUAUAUACUGUAUGCAUGUCUAUUUACCCUGACAUUUUUAAAGCUUACAACAUUUCAGCAACACUUUUUUUUACUUUUCAGAAGCUGAAUAGCACACAUAAUCCUUAUUAAUAGUGAGAUAGUUAACCAUCUAAGAUAUUAAAUCUAAAAUCUUGUACUACAGAAGCAAACCAUUUGGCAUAUAUUUGGUCAUAAUCAUAUAGAUAUAAAUAUUGCACUGCUUUCUAACUACAUUACAAUAUCUUCUUGGGGCCCCUUUGAUGGGCAUUUCAUUCAACUGCAGUCAAGUUUUCACUAAAAAUCACAAAUGUCAAACUGCUGGAGGCAAUAACAGAAAGAUAGGGCAAAUUAUUUUGAGAGCUUGAAUAUCUGCCAAAACGUUCAUGAUAAUCCAUCCAAACGAUUUUUCAGUCCGAACCAGAUGGACAAGACGGUUAUUAACAAUAUGUCAUUAUGUGGUUAAAUAUAAGCCAAUAGUAGAGCUAUAUGGGUUGUAAGAGUGUAACACAUCCAGAUCAGAGCUGCUAUAGUAGUCGGUGUGUUCACAGCUAUUAUAUUACGUGUAUAAUGGAAAUGACAGGGUGUAAUCAUUGACUAAUAAGGUUUUGUUUACUUUGCUGAAAAAUAACCUCAUCACUCACUAAAUGCAUGUGGUUAGGGGGGAAUUUGGAAAACACUGUCAAAAUCAAGGCUUAUUUUCAAUGAACACUUCAAUGUUACUGCUUGCAGCUGUCCACUUGUCCCAAUAGUUAUUUCCGUUUGUCAUCUGACACACUGACAAAAAGACAGCAAUUGUUCUAAUUCUGUAUUGAACAGUGUCUCUAUUGUAUUAUAACCAGGCCCCUCAAAGCUUCUGUACUGUAUAACUUUAAAUAUUGUAUAAUUAAACACAAGGUUUUAAACAUUCAUGUGUGCUGCAGGAUUAUAUAAAAGUAUUCUGUCCUCCUGAUCUAACUCUUAAUUGCACUGAUGGCUCACUUUGUUUACCCCUCAGUGCAAACAGCUCACUGAAGG